Molecule: messenger RNA, 360 nt
Organism: Rhododendron vialii
Lineage: Eukaryota; Viridiplantae; Streptophyta; Magnoliopsida; Ericales; Ericaceae
Exons: 1
Coding region: 1-360 (119 amino acids)
Source: RefSeq, a predicted model, not a curated record
AUGACCAAUGAGUCUAAAACCAACCUUCAGGCCAACCUCAAUCGCGCCUCAACCUUAAAGCAAGUACUCGCACUAGGACCCGGGUCAAAGCGGCCGCACCCGCAAGACAUUCCGAAAUGGACAAUCACUUUCACCGAGCGCGACCUCGAAACGGUACAAACCCCUCACUCUGACGCCCUCGUGGUCACCGUCCAAAUUGGCAUCCACGAUGUCAAGCGUGUUCUCAUCGACCAGGGAAGUUCAGCCAAGGUUAUGUACUACGAACUUUUCAAGAGGCUUGAUCUAUCAGAGUCGGCACUGCAGCCAGCCGAAGUUCCCCUCAUCGGCUUCAACGGAGCACUUGUUUGGCCUCCUGGCUGA